Molecule: messenger RNA, 519 nt
Organism: Panicum virgatum (switchgrass)
Lineage: Eukaryota; Viridiplantae; Streptophyta; Magnoliopsida; Poales; Poaceae
Product: pumilio homolog 1-like
Exons: 2
Coding region: 1-519 (172 amino acids)
Biological process (GO): post-transcriptional regulation of gene expression
Cellular component (GO): cytoplasm
Molecular function (GO): mRNA binding
Source: RefSeq, a predicted model, not a curated record
AUGGCCAUGGAGCUCGAUCAGAAAGUGCUCAGAUGUGUUCGCGACCAGUACGCGAACUAUGUGAUCCAGAAAUGCAUCAAGUGUGUGCCAUCGAGCGCAAAUUUCUUCACCAUAGCUGGAGGCGCUGUUAUGGUGAAGAAAUUUGCCACGCAGACCACAGCCAUGAGCUACCACAAGUAUGCCUCGAAUGUGAUCGACAAGCUAACCUUCGGCUGCCACCAUGACCGGCAGCUCAUCACGAGCGAGAUCACCGCCGCUGGAGGCGGCCAGCACUCCGAUCACAUUAAUCAUGAGUUGCAGGACAUGAUGAUCGACGCGAAUGCCACCUCGGUGAUCCAGAGGAUGGUGGUGACAGCGGAGGAGCGGCAGGUGCGCGUGCUGGUGGAUGUGGCCAGGAGCAACACGACCAAGCAGAUGAGGUACACGCACGGGAGGUGCGUCAUCGCCGCCAUAGAGAGGUUCCGCUUCCUCGCCGCUAGGGGUACGGACGCCCUACCUUGCCCUGGUUACCGUUGUUGA